GUAAAUGAUCUGGGCUUUUUUAAGCUGCUGUAUAUUUUGUUUGUAGUGCGUAGGGGCUCAGGCUCUCAGUAAAGCUGAUUUAUAGAAUAAUUACGCCUUUUAUGACCGCAAAUCCUCUAUUACGCCUUGGAUGAGAGUGUUAGUGCGGCGAUUGCCGGAGAGCCAAGUAUUGCAAGAUGCUAUGGCAAUGUUUUUUGCGCCCAAUGCGCACAUCCUUGAUAUGUUGCAUCUUGUUGUUUGCAAGUGUGAAUUAUUGCAACAUACCCAAUAAAAUAACAGCUUGAAAAGGCCCUGCUUGUAACAGUAAUGUCUCACCUACUGCUUUCUAGCUGUAAACUUACAUUUCCAGCCUCCCAACAACAGUCAAAGGCUUUGUGGGAUAGGAGAGGUAUAGUACAACAACAGCAUGAGGGCUGUAGGUCGGAUAUUGCCUACUGGCCUAAAAGGGUUGGAAAUGGGAAACUCCGGGUAGCAGUGAUUUUGUUGUGUAGCAGUGAGCUGCUAGGUGUCUCUCUGUUUCAGGUAUCCCUGUAAGUGACAAUGAGCUGGGACACACAGUUGAAUUCCAUUCUGACUGCAACUGAAAGCAACAUGGCCAAAAUAAAGGAGAGGCUGUACAGCAGAGGGGAACUGUCAAAAGAUAUACACUUUGAUUUGCCACGUGUCAAGACAUCGCUGUUUGAAGAAGAAUCCUCUAAACUUCCUGUACCAUAUCUCUCUCAUACAACUAACGUCAACCAUCUAACCCCUUCUGAGGACCUGGCCAAUCUAAGCAGCAAAUUGUUAUCCCAGGACAAGAUGAUUGCUUCCCUUCAUCAGGCACUAGGCAGGCUGGAGCGAGACCGGGAUCAGCAGCAACAGCGAAUACACAGCCUGGAGGAUGAACUGCACCACCUGCAAGGAGCUCAAGUUGGUCUGACCGAGUCUGUACUUGAGCGGAAGGUAGAUGGACUUCGGCAAGAAUUAUUUAGCGAAUUAAGGUGCAUUAAGGAGAGACUAAGGGACUACUCAGCACGGGAACCUUACCAUGGGCAGCAUUCUUCAUCCAGCAUUAUACAGGAAAUGACAGAAAACAAAAGAAUUCUUUGGAAAGAAUGUGAAAGCCUGAGGAGAGAUAUUGACUUCCUGCACCAAAGAUUCCGCCGGCAGGAGGAUGACAUGCUGAGGCAGGUGUCAGAAGGACAAGAGGUGAAACGGAUGCACGAGAGAAAUGCAAAGAUGCUGGAGGGUAUAGUGAGCAAUCACCAAACAAACUCUGUGGAACUGAACAGAACAAGGUCUGAUACACAGGAAUUGCAAAGAUGCCUUCUACAGAUCAGAGGUGAAAUUAGAGAACUAAAGGAUAACCUGAGAAUUUUGGAGCAGAAGAUAAAUGAUGAAUAUUCAGUUCAGAGAGCUCGAAGUGAGAAAUCCAAAUCAUCUGUACGAAAAAAGAAAAGCACCAGGAUGCCGUCUUUAUCGUCUGCAGAUGACACUGCCUCCCAGCUUAGUCUGGGUGAUAUCAGCUCUGAGGAGACGUCAUACAGCCUGGACCUCCCUGUUUCUGCUCGCGGUUCAAGUUCUAGCAAUAAACACAGUAGCCGAGAGAAGACGAGAAGCAUUCUGAUUGAGGAUGACUUUAGUGAUGAUCUGGAUGGACUUUCUGACAGCCCCCCAGAACUAAAUUUCAGUGAUCUUUGAUUAUGAUGAUUGCCAACACGAAGCCACGUACUUACCUCAGCUGAUUCCCAAAGGCAAGGAAACCGUGAUCUGUGCCGCAAUUUUUUUUACAUGUACAAAUGGACUAGCCCUGUGAGACCAAAUGGGGUAGGGUCUUUUUUCCACAAGGUUUUUACACCAUGCUGUAUAUUUAUAAUCAUAUGUAAUUUAAGUGGAAAUCGUCCCAUUAUAUAAAAACAUAUUUUAGUGAUGUAUAGUUUCAGGAAUAUGCUUUUUGCAAAUAGUACUGCAGCUGAAAAAAUGUGUGUAUGUAUAUAUAAUAUAGUUUUUAUUUUUUAUUUUUUUUUAUUAGAGGUGAUAACAACCUUGUAACCAUUUUUGUGUUUUUAAGAUAUAAACUUUACAGCAUAUAAAAGGAGUCAUGUUA
This is a messenger RNA of Xenopus tropicalis (tropical clawed frog), 2086 nucleotides long. RefSeq names its product CCDC163 homolog (gene ccdc163). The record is from RefSeq and is a predicted model, not a curated record. NCBI's taxonomy places the organism in Eukaryota, Metazoa, Chordata, Amphibia, Anura, Pipidae. The transcript is spliced from 11 exons. The coding region runs from base 541 to 1680 and encodes 379 amino acids.